This is a messenger RNA of Cyprinus carpio (common carp), 1258 nucleotides long. RefSeq names its product G protein-coupled receptor 55 (gene gpr35b). The record is from RefSeq and is a predicted model, not a curated record. Gene Ontology annotation, molecular function: G protein-coupled receptor activity. NCBI's taxonomy places the organism in Eukaryota, Metazoa, Chordata, Actinopteri, Cypriniformes, Cyprinidae. Gene Ontology annotation, cellular component: membrane. Gene Ontology annotation, biological process: positive regulation of Rho protein signal transduction; phospholipase C-activating G protein-coupled receptor signaling pathway.
UCAUGCAACAGACAGCCUACACAUUUCAGUUCUUUAAACGUAGUUUCGAGAACUGCACUGCUGACAGACUCACAGGCUUUUUUUUGAGAGAAGAGCAAGCUAUAAAUCAUGGUGAACUUCAGUGCAGCGAGGAACCACACAAACAUACCUGUAGCGCUCAGUUACUUUGAACGUGUGGUCUACCCACCUGUCUUCAUAGUGGGCCUUUUCUUCAACAUCACGGCUCUGUAUAUCUUCUGCCGCCUCAAACGCUGGACAGACACGCACAUCUACAUGUUCAAUCUACUGAUGGCCGAUUUCCUAGCCAUUAUUUUUCUACCUUUCAGGAUACUGGAAGCUUUUCAACCGAUUGAACUCAGCGAGCUGUGUACAUUCCUACUGUGCACCCAAUACUCCAACAUGUACAGCAGCAUCUUCACCAUUACAGCCAUCAGCAUUCACAGAUUCAUAGCCGUCAGGUUUCCGUUUCUGACCAAAGCACUGGCCUCCAAAAGUAAGAUGAUCGCCAUUUCAAAGUGCAUCUUCAUCUGGACGAUCAUAGUGGUCAUCUGUGCUUGUCACUAUGAAGACCUUCUCACAGACAAAUUGCAGACCUGCUAUGACCGAAAACUAACAACAAAGCUUAAUAGAACCUUUUUCUUGCUUUUAGAGAUUUUAGGUUAUCUUAUUCCAGUGCUCAUCGUCAUACUUUGCUCCACACAAACCAUCUACAUCUUGAUCAGAUCCCUUAAGCAUGUCCAAGGCAGAGAUAAAGUGGAAAGGAAAAACAUUGCCGCUAUCAUCACUGCAAACAUGUUCACAUUCAUAGUUUGCUUCACGCCCGUUCAUAUUGGUCUUUUGUUGCAAUAUGUAUUAAAUGUUUCAUCUGAAGACUUUGUGCACGUGUUUCUUGAUGUCGCCGAGUGGAUUGCUACUACCAACUGCUGUCUGGAUUCGAUUGGCUAUUACUUUCUGCUGAAAAGAGUUAUAAAAGGGACAAUGGUUCAUACUGAAUGUAAAAAGUUAGCCAGAGUAAGUUGAUCUAGAUUAGAUUGAAGCAGAAUCCCAUCAUAUGUGAGGAACACAGUUUAACAAAGCUUGGUCUACAACUGACAACACUGGUGUUAUCAUGGUUACAAGAUUUGAUUUUGUUGGAAAUAUCAUAAUAUUAAAAGUACAAUUUAAAUACUUUGUUGCACAAAUAAAGUAAUCGCAUAAGUAUGCUAUGGCACCACCAGAUUAUAUUCCUGCUUUUACUGUGUCUUUUCAAAAAAAAAAA